This is a messenger RNA of Malurus melanocephalus (red-backed fairy wren), 4108 nucleotides long. It is a transcript of the gene GGT7, whose product is annotated as gamma-glutamyltransferase 7. Gene Ontology annotation, biological process: glutathione catabolic process. NCBI's taxonomy places the organism in Eukaryota, Metazoa, Chordata, Aves, Passeriformes, Maluridae. The coding region runs from base 319 to 2172 and encodes 617 amino acids. The transcript is spliced from 15 exons. Gene Ontology annotation, molecular function: glutathione gamma-glutamate hydrolase. Gene Ontology annotation, cellular component: plasma membrane. The record is from RefSeq and is a predicted model, not a curated record.
CGGCGCGGCCGAGAGCGGCCUCCGCGCCCGCAAGGAGGAGGACGCGUUCCUGGGCGAGCAGGACACGGGUGAGGGGCGGCGGCAGAGCCCGCCCGCGGCCCCCGGCACUCCCCGGCCCCCGGCCCCGAGCCCGGAGCGGGGCUCCCCGGGCUCCCGCUGUCCCCGUGCCCCGGGCCCGCGUUCACCAUGAGGGACGGAAGGCAGCCAGAGAUCCCAGGGUUCGKCACAGAACAUCCCAGGGCAGCCUGGAUGCUCCUGGCCUCCUUGGAUGCUCCUUGAGCAUCCCUCCAGCCUGGGGUGCUCCUUGCACAUCCUUCUAUGUGGGAUGCUCCAUCCCUCCGGUGCUUACCUGGAAUAAAGUCAGACCCAGACUCCUUCCUGAAGUCUGCGCGUCUGCAGCGCCUGCCCUCGUCCUCCUCAGAGAUGGGCAGCCAGGACAUAUCCCCRCUCCAGGAGACCAGCAAGGACCCCUUCUUGGGAGACUGCAGCUGCCGGCAGGAUGGGCUGACUGUCAUCAUCACCGCCUGCCUCACUUUCGCCACUGGCGUCACUGUGGCCCUCAUCAUGCAGAUCUAUUUUGGGGACCCUCAGCUGUUCCACCGUGGCGCUGUGGUGACGGAUGCUGAGCGCUGCACUGCACUGGGCACCGAAGUGCUGGCCAGGCAUGGCUCCUCAGUGGACGCAGCCAUCGCUUCAGCCCUCUGCGCAGGCAUCGUCAACCCCCACACCUCGGGGCUGGGAGGGGGCGGGGUGAUGCUGGUCCAUGACAUCCGCAAGAACAGGAGCUGGGUGAUCGACUUCCGUGAGGUGGCUCCCCUGGGCAUCCCGCUGGACAGGGACCUGCAGCAGGACACCAAGCCAGGUCUGCUUGUGGGGGUGCCAGGCAUGAUCCAAGGAAUGCACCAGGCACACCAGUUACACGGCAGGCUCCCGUGGUCUGAGCUGCUGGGCCUCACAGCUGGCGUYGCCCAGAAUGGCUUUAAUGUCACACAUGACCUGGCCAAAGCCCUGGGUGAACUGAAGGACCUGAACUACUCGGACCGGUUCCGGGAGAUCUUCCUGCCAGAUGGGCAGCCCCUGCUGCCUGGGAUGUUCAUCCGGCGCCUGGACCUCGCAGCUGUGCUGCAGCUGCUGGGGGCAGAAGGGGUGUCAGCCUUCUACAGCGGAAACUUGACCCAGGAGAUGAUCUCCGAGGUCCACAGCUACGGAGGAGUCUUGGUGGAGGAAGAUUUCAGAAAUUACAGUGUCACUGUGGAGGAUCCCGUGCAUACAAUCUAUCGAGGUCACCUCGUUUUCACCCCCCCACCYCCACAUGCAGGUCCUGCCCUGAUCACAGCACUGAACAUCCUCGAGGGCUUUAAUAUCACUAGUCAAGGAUCCAGAGGGAAUAUCUUGCACUGGAUGGCUGAGACAUUAGAAAUAGCCUUGAGUCUGGCGAGCAACCUGGGCGACCCAUCAGGUGACGUGUCUGUCACUCACACAGCAGAAGGCAUGGUGAGUAAAUCAGAAGCCAAUUCCCUGCGCCAGCUGAUCAAUGACUCCCAGUUGUUCCCGUCCGAUCUCCACGUGCCUCAUGUUCCCCUGGAGAGCAGGGCCACCGCCAGCCAGGUCCUUGUCAUGGGCCCUGAUGACUUCAUUGUCACCGUGGUGAGUUCUUUGAAUUGUCCCUUUGGCAGUGGAAUAAUAACACCCUCUGGAAUCCUCCUGAACAGCCAGAUGUUGGACUUCUCCUGGCAAAAUACAACAAUGAACCAUUCCAUUCCCAGGCCGCAGAACCUGCUCCAGCCUGGGAAGCGGCCGCGGUCCUUCCUGCUGCCCACCAUCGUGAGGCCRUCCGAGGGCAUGUGUGGUACUUACCUGUGCCUGGGAGCCAACAAUGGGGACAGAGCCCUGAGCAGCAUCGUCCAGGUUUUGGUAAAUGUUUUAACAUUUAACAAGAAUCUGAGUGAAAGUUUGUCACUUGGUCGACUUCAUCCACAGCUUCAGUCCAACAUCUUGCAGGUUGACAGUGAGUUUCCUGAAGAAGAUAUUGCAUCUCUUGUGGCCAGGGGCCAUCAGGUGAAUAAAGUCCCAGUGGUGUCCCUGGUUUACGGGGCCAGGAGAACCAACAGUUUCAUCAUCGGCCUGAAGGACCCCAGGAGUGCAGAUGCUGCUGGAGCCACRAUCUUGUAGCACCUCCCAGGGGCCAUGUUCUGUGACCAAGGCUGCCACACAACCCCUGUGAUGUGCAUGUCCUGAGUGGCCCCUUYUCCAGCCUCACACACUGCUGGGAAGAUGUUCUGCACUCCCCACCCCGAGAGCACCAGAGGAGUCGGCCGCACCAACAUCCAGCUCUCUGAGCUUGUUUUUCUUUUAUUUUUCAAUUAUUUGGAUUGCAAGCAGCCCAGUCAUUGUUACAGGAGUGGCAGGAGCACACUUUUCUUUUGGCAACCUUGCUAAUAGUUCAGUCUUUCCAAAGCCCAGUUCUGGCCAGCGUCUUAAUUUUAGGGAGCAGGAACAUGAGCAAGGCAAAAAACCAGCUGCUGCUGAUGAUGUUAUUAUUGAUGAUAAUUAUCUUCAUCUCCCUGUCUUUCCCAAGUUCCUUCUUUGCCUCCAGUGUAAGCCAGUAAUUAAUACAGCCUAAUGCAGUGUGUUAUAGGUGCCUGCAGCUGGGUUACUGGGGAGUCCUCUGAUACUGCAUCUGGGCCAGCUGACUUUUACCRAUAUGCAGCCUCCCAGGGAAGUUCCUGUGCUCACAUCACCACAUUGAAUUUUGGCAGUGAGUAUUUUGAAUCCAGUUGCUGCACAGAGUCACUGGCAGUCUGAUUUUGUAACCAGAGCAAUGGUUUUCAACAGCUCUAACAAUGUCUUCCUCCAAAACCUCCAGUGCACCCCCCAGUAGUUCUCUUAGAGAGGUUCAGCCUCCUCAGUGGUGAAUUUCAGCUUAAUGGUAACUUUCUUAGGCACUUCUUGGAGAUAUCUUAGCAGUACUCCCCAGACUUGUGAAAAACCAUAGGCCACGACUGCAGACCAUGUGGAGAGCAUUUGGGUGGGUUCAGAGCUUUCCACUGCCUUAUCUUAGUCUGCUCUGAAAGCCCGGAUUAUUCCUACAGAGAAGCUUGGCAAUUUCUGCUGACUGAAUUCAUGGUAUACCUUAUCUCCAUGUUUUGRUACUAGUGAAUCUAUUGGAAAAGCUGGAGAGAGUAAGAGAAAAGAUACAAACCAAACCAAACACUACUGAGAUCAUUCUCUGUCCACAGCAUGUAGUGAAAAUAAAAGAAUGCUCCUGCAUUUCAUGUCUGAAAUUGAGAAAGAAAGAAUACCCCAGCUGACAGCUGCACCACUUCAGUCAGCCCACAUUUGGACAUUUCCUGCUCUUUUUGCUGGCAAGUUAGAGACACCUGGCACUAAAUAAUUCUUGAGUCUGAUCAUUUUCUGCAGUGUAAAYGUGAUGUUUUACUUCAUGGUGAAAAUGCACCCAUGGCCACUGUACAUAUUAUAUAUGUAUGUCUGCUUAUGCUUGUCCUGCUCUUUGAUUUGAUGAUCUCACCACUCACCUUGACCUUCCUCCCUGUGACACCUUGUUUGUGCCACCCUCUGGCACUCGAUGCCAUGGGGAGCAUAUGGUUCAUUUUGGGGCAGUCAGGAUCACAGGGCAGAUUAUCAGAUCACUUGUUGCUGCCACCCGAGAGCUGUGGGUCUCAGAACACCCCAGUGUUGGGCUGUGUGAGGACAGAGRUGUGUUCAUGCUCUGAUGAGCUCAGCAGCCCCCACUAACAGCACCAUCAGUGGCAUUUCCUGCUCCAAGUGUAUCCAUGCCCUCAGCUGGGACAGGGAAAGCAUGAUACUGUAUUUGGGAUGUGUCCUGUGCCACCAAGAAGAGACUUUCUUCACCAGAGGGACAUCAGAUCUAUUUAUUUUUCUGUCAUCAGUUGGUCACUGCCAAAGAUAGAGAGCUGAGAAAUGUGUCUUGGAGUUGACCUCUCCAAGCUCCAUGGARGGGGAGGAGGCAGUUUUGUGUGUUGAACCUCCCUGGAGGAGAYCUGGGGGUUUCUGGUCUGUCCCUGCCCAAAUCUGUCCCUCGGGAGAUUCACUAUGAACUAUUAAAAAUAUCGUGGUCAAGUCACUG